AUGAAGUUUUGACCACGAAAGAGGACAGUUCUGGCUUUGGACCCGAUAGAGUGUGGACAUGGUUUGGACAGAAAGACCUAGUUACUUAGCUCGAAGAUAGAGAGACGCAACGUCAAGGUAACUGAAGAAAAAACACGAGGCAUCGGAAAGAAAAGACACGAGGCAUCGGAAAGAAAGGAUACGAAGCAUCGGAAAGAAAGGACACGAAGCAUCGGAAAGAAAGGACACGAAGCAUCGGAAAGAAAGGAGACGAUGCAUCGGACAUAAAGGACAACGAGACAUCGGAAAGAAAGGAGACGAUGCAUCGGAAAGAAAGGACACGACGCAUCGAAAAGAAAGGACAACGAGGCAUCGGAGAGAAAGGACACAAGGCUUUGCAAAUAAAGGACAACGAGGCGUCGGAAAGAAAGGAGACGAGGUAUCAAAAAGAAAUGACACGAGGCAUCGGACAGAAAAUACACGAAGCAUCGGAAAAAAAGGACAACGAGACAUCGGAAAGAAAGGAGACGAUGCAUCGGAAAGAAAGGACACGAGACAUCGGAAAGAAAGGACACGAGGCAUCGGAAAUGAAGGACAACGAGGCAUCGCAAAUAAAGAACAACGAGGCAUCGGAGAAAAAGGACACAAGGCAUUGCAAAUAAAGGACAACGAGGCGUCGGAAAGAAAGGAGACGAGGCAUCAAAAAGAAAUGACACGAGGCAUCGGAAAGAAAAUACACGAAGCAUCGGAAAGAAAGGACACGAUGCAUCGGAAAGAAAGGACACGAUGCAUCGGAAAGAAAGGACACAAAGCAUCGGAAAGAAAGGACACGAAGCAUCGGAAAGAAAGGACACGAAGCAUCGGAAAGAAAGGACACGAAGCAUCGGAAAGAAAGGACACGAAGCAUCGGAAAGAAAGGACACGAAGCAUCGGAAAGAAAGGACACGAAGCAUCGGAAAGAAAGGACACGAAGCAUCGGAAAGAAAGGACACGAAGCAUCGGAAAGAAAGGACACGAAGCAUCGGAAAGAAAGGACACGAAGCAUCGGAAAGAAAGGACACGAAGCAUCGGAAAGAAAGGACACGAAGCAUCGGAAAGAAAGGACACGAAGCAUCGGAAAGAAAGGACACGAAGCAUCGGAAAGAAAGGACACGAAGCAUCGGAAAGAAAGGACACGAAGCAUCGGAAAGAAAGGACACGAAGCAUCGGAAAGAAAGGACACGAAGCAUCGGAAAGAAAGGACACGAAGCAUCGGAAAGAAAGGACACGAAGCAUCGGAAAGAAAGGACACGAAGCAUCGGAAAGAAAGGACACGAUGCAUCGGAAAGAAAGGACACGAUGCAUCGGAAAGAAAGGACACGAAGCAUCGGAAAGAAAGGAGACGAUGCAUCGGAAAGAAAGGACACGAUGCAUCGGAAAGAAAGUAAACGAAGCAUCGGAAAGAAAGGACACAAAGCAUCGGAAAGAAAGGACACGAAGCAUCGGAAAGAAAGGACACGAUGCAUCGGAAAGAAAGGACACGAGACAUCGGAAAGAAAGGACACGAUGCAUCGGAAAGAAAGGACACGAUGCAUCUGAAAGAAAGGACACGAAGCAUCGGAAAGAAAGGACACGAAGCAUCGGAAAGAAAGGAGACGAUGCAUCGGAAAGAAAUGACACGAAGCAUCGGAAAGAAAAUACACGAAGCAUCGGAAAGAAAGGACACGAAUCAUCGGACAGAAAGGACACGAAGCAUUUUACCUAUAUUUUUAUGAUCGAUAAAGAAAACCUAUAAUCUUAUUCAUACCAAAAGUGCAUAUCAUGAAUGAAAAAAUACAUGUUUAUAACAUAUUAUUUUA
Mizuhopecten yessoensis (Yesso scallop) is the source of this 1817-nucleotide messenger RNA. RefSeq names its product pre-mRNA-splicing factor 38B-like. Bases 689 to 1753 code for a protein of 354 amino acids. The transcript is spliced from 2 exons. The record is from RefSeq and is a predicted model, not a curated record. NCBI's taxonomy places the organism in Eukaryota, Metazoa, Mollusca, Bivalvia, Pectinida, Pectinidae.